AUGCGUGAAACUAGGGUUUUUGUUAGGGAAGAGAUGCAACGGCUAGUAGGCGUAUCUCUCUCUCCCUAUGGAUUAGGGAUUGAUUUAAUAAAUGACAUUGUUGCGGCGAAAUCCGAGUGUGUCACGCAGGUGCAUCACGCAGCUGAAGUAUUUACUGACGUUAGAUUUAACAUGAGGAAAGUAACUAAAGGAAAUGUAACUAUAAAACUAUGGGAUCUUGGUGGGCAAAGGAGGUUUAGGAGCAUGUGGGAACGCUACUGUCGUGGUGUGUUUGCAAUUCUGUAUGUAGUUGAUGCAGCAGACAAAGAUAGUGUCCCGAUUUCAAGAACAGAGCUUCAUGAUCUCUUGGAGAAACCUUCUUUAAGUGUCAUUCCUUUGCUUGUUCUUGGCAACAAGAUUGAUAAAUUUGAAGCUCUAACCAAACAGGCUUUGGUUGAUCAGUUGGCUCUUGAUUCAAUCAAAGACAAAGAAAUCUGUUGUUACAUGAUCUCUUGCAAGGAUUCUAUAAACAUAGACGUUGUAAUUAACUGGCUUUCCAAAUCCCCUGCCACAACAUGA
Molecule: messenger RNA, 558 nt
Organism: Impatiens glandulifera
Lineage: Eukaryota; Viridiplantae; Streptophyta; Magnoliopsida; Ericales; Balsaminaceae
Product: ADP-ribosylation factor-like protein 8c
Exons: 5
Coding region: 1-558 (185 amino acids)
Biological process (GO): protein transport
Molecular function (GO): GTPase activity; GTP binding
Source: RefSeq, a predicted model, not a curated record